Messenger RNA from Bathycoccus prasinos, 1584 nucleotides. RefSeq names its product FeS assembly protein SufD. NCBI's taxonomy places the organism in Eukaryota, Viridiplantae, Chlorophyta, Mamiellophyceae, Mamiellales, Bathycoccaceae. The transcript has a single exon. Gene Ontology annotation, biological process: iron-sulfur cluster assembly. Bases 1 to 1584 code for a protein of 527 amino acids. The record is from RefSeq and is a predicted model, not a curated record.
AUGUCGUCCAAAUCUUUACGAAGAAUCAGCCGGCGGCGACUUUUAUCGUCGUCAUCUUUUGAUACCUCCUCCGCGACCACGGAGAAGAACAACAUCAACGACACGAAAACGAAAACGAGAGGGAGCAGACGCGCGACAAAAACUGCCGCCGCUGCUGCUUCAGGAGGGGCGGCGACGGCGAAAGCAUCGAAGUCUUCUUCUUCCCUGAAGAAAAGAGAUAACGAGUGGAUACUGCAGGCGAGGGAUGCCUGCGUGUCGUCUGAAUCGUCGUCUGAAUCGUGGGUCGAACGCAUGCGCUCGAGUGCGUCGAAACAACUCUCGGAAUCGAAAACGCCGACGAACAGGGACGAGUCGUGGCGUUUUUUUGACGUUUCGGAGAUUACGAGUGCGACGUUGGUGAGAGAAGAUGAUAGCGAGGCGGAUGUAGAGGAGGACAUGAAAGCGUUCUUGGCGGAUGUUCCGGAAGGAGCGAAAGUCGUCGCAUUCGUCAACGGCCGGUUUUCCGAGAAGUGGUCUUCAAUCGACGAGGACGACAAAAAUGGGGUUUCAAUUUCGAGGACGAUAAGCGGUGACAUCGCGACUGCGAUUGGGACGUACGACGAAGACGAGGAGGUUGAGGGACAAGGCGCGAUUUUCGCGAGAAUCAACAAGAGCUGCGCGAGGAGCGAUAACGUCGCGUGCAUCACGGUGAAGAGUGAGAACGUGGAGAAUAUCGUGUAUAUUAUCCACGCGAGGAGGAGUUCGAAAGAUAGAAAAGAUGGGGAAUUGGCGACGGGUGCGAACGCGAGAGUGUUCAUCGACGCGCUCGCGAAGAGUUCGGUGAGCGUGGUUGAGAAGUACGCCACCGUCGGCGGCUCCGGGAAAAAACACGAUUCUCGGUACUGGGCGAACGACGUCGUCGAGAUACAUUUGGCAGAAAACGCGCGCGUGUUUCACUCGCUCUCGCAAGACCACGGUCGAGAAGCCGUACACACUCGCGCGACGUACGUCCGACAAAACGAGUCUUCGAUGUACGAGAUUAACGAAGUCAACGUCGGGGCGAAGUUACACCGACACGAUUUAAGAGUGAAACAACUCGGGAAGAAAACAGACACGAAACUGAACUGCUUCAACUUAGCCGGCUCGAAACAAACGCAAGAUUUACAUUCAGCGAUUAUUCUCGAUUUCGAGGAAGGCACGACGGAUCAACGACACAGAUGCAUCGUCUCCUCGUCCUCGGGUAAAGGCGUUUUCGACGGCAACGUGAGAGUGAACAAACUCGCGCAACGAACCGACGCGAAACAAAUCACGAGAAACUUAUUGUUAGUGCCGAAAGCGACGGUGAACGCCAGACCGAAUUUACAGAUCAUUGCGGAUGACGUCAAGUGCACGCACGGAUGCACCGUUUCCGAUUUGGAAGAGGAGGAGUUGUUUUACAUCCAAAGCCGAGGUUUGACGAAAGAAAUCGCGAGGUCUCUCUUAGUCAGCGGGUUCGGCACGGAGAUCAUUUCCGGAAUGAAAGGCGGGGAAAAGUUCAAAGAAUACGUACGAGAGACCGUGAAAAGCGCGCUGAGUAAAGAUGCGGUCGAGCUUUUAGUCGCUUAA